Molecule: messenger RNA, 501 nt
Organism: Alligator mississippiensis (American alligator)
Lineage: Eukaryota; Metazoa; Chordata; Crocodylia; Alligatoridae
Product: short transient receptor potential channel 2 homolog
Exons: 4
Coding region: 1-501 (166 amino acids)
Biological process (GO): regulation of cytosolic calcium ion concentration; manganese ion transport; calcium ion transmembrane transport
Cellular component (GO): cation channel complex; membrane
Molecular function (GO): store-operated calcium channel activity; inositol 1,4,5 trisphosphate binding
Source: RefSeq, a predicted model, not a curated record
AUGAUCCUACCACAGCAAGAUGCUGAGAGCUUGCGUAUCCUCCUGAGCCAGAGCAUUCCCCCAGCCUGCCACGAGGCGUCAGGGUUCAUGUUCAUCCUGAUGAUCAUCCUCACUGCUUUCCUGUGCGGGCUCAACAACAUCUACGUGCACUACCAGGAGUCCAAGUGGCUGGGCAACUUCAACAAGACGUUCCCGUUCCUGUUCUGGACCAUGUUCGGCAUGGAAGAACACCGCGUGGUGGACAUGCCCCGGGUCCUCGUGGCCCAGUUUGUGGGCCGGGCGCUUUACGGCAUCUUCACCAUCGUUGUGGUCAUCGUCCCCCUCAACGUGCUCAUUGCUGUGAUCACCAACUCCUUCCAGAAGAUCGAGGAUGAUGCUGACGCAGAGUGGAAGUUUGCCCGCUCCGAGCUCUACCUGUCCUACUUCCGGGAGGGCCUGACGCUGCCUGUGCCCUUCAACAUCAUUCCCACCCCCAAGUCCCUCUUCUACAUGGCCAGGUAA